AUGACGGAUUGCAAGAGGAUGUUGGACAAAGGCAAGGAAAUGACUCAGAAUGGGCUCUUCCAGGUCUCAGCGGGUUCAGGCUACAAAAUCAUCGUCCCAAGCCGCUUCGCCGAUGAACUCCGCAACAACGAGACACUUUCCUUCAGCGAAGUCACGAGAAAAGGAUUCUACGGCGACCCCCCAGGAUUCGACAGCAUGAAGGAAGCCAGUCGGGCAGAUAACCUCACAGUCGACAUGGUCCGGACUAAACUAACGCAGGCUCUCGGUCUGGUUACCGACGACAUUGUGGAUGAAGCCACAUAUGCCAUUGACAAGUGGUUUGGAGAGUCUCUCGAUUGGAGAACACAUCGGAUCAAGCCGACGCUUUGUGAUGUGGUUGCGAGAGUUUCUACUAGAAUUUUGGCCGGGAAGGGGUUGGCGCGCGAUGAGGAGUAUUUGGAGAUCGCUAAACAGAACACUAUUGAUACGUUUACUGCCGCCCAGUUGUUGCACGGAUAUCCUGGUCUCGUAAGGCCGUUGGUGCAUUGGUUCAUACCGCAAUGCCAGAAUCUGCGAAGACAGGCAGCAAAGGCUAGGAGCCUUUUGACACCCAUACUACAGCAGCGCUCAGUCGAUGGACAAGAACUUAAGCGAACAGGCAAGGUCACCGAUGCGUUCACAUGGAUGGAACAGACAGCAACGGGGCGGCCAGUAAAUCAUGUUGAAGGACAACUGAAUAUGAGUUUGGCUGCAAUCCAUACCGCCACCGCUACGUCGUUACUUGUCCUUGAUGUGAUCUAG
Fulvia fulva is the source of this 780-nucleotide messenger RNA. RefSeq names its product Cytochrome P450 monooxygenase bsc2. The transcript is spliced from 3 exons. The record is from RefSeq and is a predicted model, not a curated record. Gene Ontology annotation, molecular function: oxidoreductase activity, acting on paired donors, with incorporation or reduction of molecular oxygen; monooxygenase activity; iron ion binding. NCBI's taxonomy places the organism in Eukaryota, Fungi, Ascomycota, Dothideomycetes, Mycosphaerellales, Mycosphaerellaceae. The coding region runs from base 1 to 780 and encodes 259 amino acids.